CCACUUACCUGUGCAAGGUGUUUGAGUCGGCACAGCUGACAUCCAAGGUCCAUGUCACGGAAUUCGGCACAAUAGUAGACACCAACCACCCACCCUCAGUGCACCAUACCUCCAUCUUCGGCUGCACGCAGGACGAGUUUGACAACAUUCCUCCUGCGGUCCGCGGCACACACUUCGACUGCAACCCCCUCUCCCUGUGCGCCAUGGUGGUCGCCAUGUGGGCUAUUGGCGGCCGCCCCUUUGUUUACCCCCCGAGCGCUGGCUAACCCACCGGCCCCCACUACUAUACAAACGCACUUCACAAAUCCCGAGGGCCGCAGCGACAUCGUUGACAGCAGCGGCAUGUAUGUUAAGGUGGAGAGAACCCCCCGCCCCAUGGACGCGUCCAUCAUGCUGACCGGCCCUCUGUGGUACCAGCAGCAGAUCCGCAUCCACCCUGGACAGAUGUGUGGUGAUUACUGCAGGCUGAACAGGAUUACCAAGAGUGACAGGUACCCGAUGCCGAUGGCCGAGGAAAUAUUCGAUAAACUGGCAGAAGGGAAGGUGUAUUCCACGCUAGAUCUGCGACAGGGACUCAAUCAAAUCCCAAUCAAGGAGGAGGAUAAGCCGAAGACGGCUUUCCAUGGGCCCGACCGACUCCCUCUUGGAUGCUGCAGUCCGUGUGUCCGGGGGUGCGCACAAAAGAGGCGUUUGGAGCCGAGUCCGUGAGGGUCCUUGCGAGCAUGAACCACCUGCACUCGCUGGGCCGGCAGGUCUACACCGAGGCGUUCAGGGGUGGCAAAAAAGUCACCACCAUCAGAAAAAUCGAUUACUAUGAUUAUGAAUCCCAGCAGACCAUCCCAGUGUCGCCCGAGUUCGAGCUCCGCCCGAGUGAUGAGCUACGCACCACGUGUGUGUGGGACUCGACCAAGCGAGGCAACAUGAGUCCUCCUUGCUGACAUAUGAAGGGCUGCGGUGCAUUCGAUAGACUGGGUGUGCUAUGAGCUGUGAGCCGUGAGCUGUGAGCGAUGAGCUGUGCACCAUGUGUGUGUGGGACUCGACCAAACGAGGCAAUGUGAG
Closterium sp. NIES-67 is the source of this 1059-nucleotide messenger RNA. The record is from the annotation of a GenBank genome assembly. Lineage: Eukaryota; Viridiplantae; Streptophyta; Zygnematophyceae; Desmidiales; Closteriaceae.